Zootermopsis nevadensis is the source of this 4971-nucleotide messenger RNA. Lineage: Eukaryota; Metazoa; Arthropoda; Insecta; Blattodea; Termopsidae. The record is from RefSeq and is a predicted model, not a curated record.
AACAAAAAUUCAGUUUUUUAUUCCAUUGACUUCCGUUUGUUUACGGCAUCUGGUUUCCAGAAUACAAAUUUCUCGUCUCUCAUAUGCGCCCAUCUCAUUUUCCUUGAUUUUAAUAUUGUCUGAACAGCACAAAUCUUAGAGAUAAAAUUGUACAUUUCUCACCAGUCUGCUGUUAGUGUUCGAGCCAUAUAAUAGCGAGUCUGGUGUUUAUUUGGGUUGUUACGUACGUCGUCACAGACAUCCUGGAGUUUACAUCUGAAAACCACACGAAAGCCAAGUCCUUCCUGCUAACUGAGAUACCACUGCAUUUGUUCUCGGUUGGCGAAAUUGUUUGUGGCAACAGACAAGUGUGCCGUUGCUUGUUAUCAGCGGGAAGAUUGCGCAGAACUAAGACGGGAAAUUUGGUUGGACGUCUUAGUUCUUUCAGCAGUUUGAAGAGGCAUUUUCUGUUCGUAGUGAUUAAGGAACAGAACUUCUAACGAACAUGCCGUGGCAACUCAUUAAUGAAGUUAUGUCCGAAGGUUUCAAAGCCCGGGAUAUUGGGCUGAGAGCCCAGAAAAAGAUUCUGAGUCGAAUGGCAAACAAGAAUGUCGCCAAGGUGUUUAUCGAUGACACUACAGCCAGCCUUCUAGAUAAUGUCUACAAGCUUGCGAAAGCUUACAGUGGAAACAAGAAAGAGGCCGAGAAACUAGUGAAGAAUAUUAUUAAAAUGGUUAUUAAAUUGGGCGUGCUGUACCGGAAUGGGCAGUUCUCAAGCGAUGAGCUGAAGCAAGCAGAACGUUUCAAAGGACGUUUCCAUUCAGCUGCCAUGGCAGUUGUCAGUUUCUACGAGGUUGACUUCAGCUACGAUCGACAUUACCUGUUAUCUGCACUGAACGAGUCGCGGGCAGCAAUUCGACAGCUCGUCCAACGACACCUCACGGACAAGUCACUCGCAAGAAUCGAUUAUGUGUUUGGUUUCUUUGCAAAUCCAAAUUUCUUGGAUGCGGUGUUUAAAAAAGAUUCUGAUUACAGGGAUAUCCUGGGAAGAAUUGUAGCAGACAUGAAUCGAGCUAUGGAUGAAGGCGGAAUGUGAAUGUGGCUACUUAAUCUGUUAUUAGAAACUCAAGUAUCUGAAACACGCGGACGGUUUUGUACAAUUCACGCAGAAUGCACCUUUUAAUAAAGCUUUUUUUUUCACGAGAAGGUAACAAGGGUACUAUAGUCAGGUGAUUUGUCAUACUCGUAAUAUAAAACGACGCACCAAUUUGUUGAAAUAAAGAUUAAAUAUAAUUUUUUAUUUACGAUAUACAUUUUGACCGUUUUAAAUGAACGAUCGUCGAUUCCACUCUAGUGACACGUUUAACGGAAACACUGAACUGCCCUCUGGACGGUAAAGGAUAUUAACAGUCUUUCAAUUGACUGCCGAAGUUCAAAGUAAUGUUAUUGAAAUUAGUUCAGUGGUCUUCAACUAGAUUGGAAUGUAAUAUGUGGCCCCAGUAACUAAAUCUAUAUAAAGAUCUUACGUAUCAUUUUACACUUCACAGCGCCGUGAACGUAAUCGCUUCAUUUCCAGUUUUUGUGAUCCUGAGAAAAAUACCAGGCAAUUAUUACUUUCAAUUUCAACUUCUAAGCUUGUGGUUUAUUUUCACUAAUUUAAAUACGUCUGUAAUAUGUCAAUAUGUCGCUGAAUUUGUUUAGGGUGUAAGAACACGGAUAUCAUGUUUUAGUUUUACGUAUGCUUAAUGAAAAAUAAACACUAAUCUUAAGGAACAUUUUGCUUAAAUAGAAGUUUGAUUCAGGUUAAGAACUGGAGAGAUUUAGGGUCUCAUUUAAUACGAAACGUCUGUUGUAAGUUUCGUAUUCGUAUGAUAAGAGCUUAUCGAUAUCUGCCGGAACUUAAGUAUUAAUAACCUUUUUUUUCCCAGACGUUAGUGCGUAGAACAUUAGUAAUUUAAGAGCCUUCAUCAUUUUUGCAUUUGUUAAGUAAUUAUGAUCUAGUCACAAGUACUGUACAGGAAUGGGAGAUAAAUAAAUACUUUUUUUACUCUGUUGUGAAGAAAUAAACUAUUUGGAAUUCUGUUCUCUGUUUCUUGGUCUUGAUUCCACAAUUUUUUUUGAAUAAAUCGUAUUGGAACAAUCCAUUUUCUUUUAAGAUAAAAACAAUUAGUAGUAACCUGUCUUUUUUAAUAAUGACGAUAAUCGAGUUCGUUGUUUUUCGAAGCUGUUUCGUAUGCACAGGAUUCAUAUCUGCUGCGUCUUACGUGCCAACGAAGGCAUUUGUAUGUUUAAGGGUCAUAUAUAAAAGGAAUUUUAUCCAGACUUAAAAUCUUUACGCUUUGCUUGUGUUUGAAAAUAAUACAGAGACAGCGAAUUUAACUUUCUUGUACAAAUACGUAGUUGAAGACCAUUGAAUUAACUUUAUUUUUACCGAGAUAUGGAAGCCCUCUGAACAGAUAUUUGAUGGUGCCUGAUUUGAAGUCCCAUAUGAGCGAGAAAGCUUUUAUGGAAAAGAAAUAAUUUGCCCACUUCCGAAAACAGGGCAUUCAUAUGGUAUCUCAUUUUACGGAAUUAAUCAGUCUGCUUGUGAGACAGAAAUAUUUGAGAGUGGUUUCAUUGCAGUUCAUCAUUUUUAUCAAAUAAUUUUUUUUAUUGAAACUGAAUCCAGUACAAAAGCUACUCUAGAAAUGUAUAUUAUUAUCAAUAUUAGAGCUUGGUGUUGUGUUUAUAUUUUAACUACGUACUAUGAGGAUUUUACAAAGUAUACUGCUUAUAAUGUUGCCUUUAGCGUGGUUAUCGAUAGUCACAUACGAUCAUGACCGUACCACAGAAGCUUGCGAUAAUAAUACAUAACCUCACAUUUUAUAAGCCACAAGAAGAUAGUUCAAUAGAUUAAUUAAAGUAUAGUAAUUCUCGCAUAAAAUUAAUUUCUUCUGUGUUUAAUGACAUUCAAAUUAAAUGUCUCAGGUAAAACAACCCGUUUUGUGUUGCCGUAAAUGGCACUGUUGAUUUUAUAUUUGUAAUAUAAACUUGACGUACCAUAAACGCGUGGACUGAAAUUCUACGUGUUUGCAGUGAUGGCUACAUCGGUGAAACAAGAAAAAUGACUAAAUUUGUAUUAUUUAGAAGACCAUUGCAAGUUUUUCAUAUAUCAUACAAUCCGUCUGAAAUCAUUUUAUAUUUUUCACGUGACGUGGCUUGUAAUUAUUUAACUCAUAUUAACAAUUUUAUUCACGACAGUUAUAAUAAUUUCUAAUGCAGACGAAAGUACACGCCUAUUUACAAGGCUCGAUGCAUACGACAGAGUACUCGAGUCAGUGAUUCUGUGAGUUGAUAAACAGGAAUUCAUGAUCAUGGAUUUUGUUUCAGUUUUUUUUUAAAUUUAAGAAUACUUAUUAAUGUUUUGACACUACUUUUCCAAUUAUUUUCUAUUAUACCAGUGUGAUGAGAUUAAUUUAAUUAAAAUUGGCGAACAUUCAUAUAUAGAACUAAAUAAACAUUUUUACAGAAUUUUUAAAACAAAUUAAUGAGGUGUACAUUUUUAUAAUAUAUUGAUCUUGAUUUCUCUUAUAUGGAGACGUAACUUCAGACGUGUAGAACUUCAUCAAAUCUCGCGGUCCAAACCUCCAUAUACAACACGUAGGUCAUGUAAUCAACAUUUAACAGUUGUAUUAGUAGUUAUUUUGAGUCUCAUGGAUCAUGUACUCAUUUUAAAUAGCUGCAGUCUAAGUGGAUCUAUAGAUUAAAUGAAGGUGUAUUGAUUCUGUGUAAAUGAAUUACACAAGGAUUUUCAGAUUGUGAAUAUAAAUUACGAUAUUUAUAUCAUCACUUAUCGUUAUUUGAUGUAAUGUUAUAUGUAAUGCUGUGAACAUUUGUAUGAAGACAUGGUAUUUAUAAUUUUAUAAUUUAAUACUUCCUGUGUGUAGCAGUGGAAGUGAUGCAGUUACUAAAUCAAAAUAUACGGACGUUUCUCAACAUUAUCGUGAGCUAGUAUUGUCCUUUGAGGUUAAGUUCGUUUCAGAUAUGCAUAAAUGUGCACAUAUUUAUUUUAAUUUUAUUUAUUUUAAGGUCUAGCCGUUAUGAUUAUUUAAUAACAUUGGUAAUGCAGAUAUUAAUGUGACGAUUUAAUAUUUGUUCACCCGAUGACGAACUCUAAGACUUAAUCUUUCAAAUUUGACUUAACAUCUACUCUGCCGUUGAACAAUCCAAAUAAAUAAACGUGCGUAUUAUGUACAGUCAAUGGUUAGUAUAAUUUAGGAACCACAAUAGAACAAAUUUACUAUAAACAUUCGUGAUGAUGGUGUUCUUCCGGGUUCUGGAGUCACGUGGAUUGGUCGAUAGACGCCUAUGUGAACAUUCUGGAUUAAGGGCAUGAAAUUAUGUCGUAAAUAAUGGCUUUCGUUAAAAUAUGACACCGAAACUGCUACGUCUUGUUGAGUAACGUGCAAGUUAGUUUAAAUCGUAAGUUAAGAAGGAAAAAAAGAAUUUAUUUAGCAUGAAUUGUAUAAAAUUCUGUAAAAUUUACAGGCUCUGUAAGUAAUUUUGUUGUGUAAUUUCAUUGCACAACGAAAUUUGAUGUUUACUGCCAUAGAAGAAACUUCGUUGUUUUCUGAUUUUUUAACUAGCAGCGUUACGACAAAGUCCUAACGCUGCAUAAUGACCAAUGACCAGUUGUAUAAAGUAUAUCGUGUAUCAGUCAGCAUAUCUUAUAUAUUUACAUGUAUAUUUGUUGUCAGUGAUGUGUUUUUACAUUAAAUUACUCCACCGGGUGAGUUGAAAUAGUGAAAAGACUGUCGAGCUCUAAAACGUGUUUAAAAUUGCGCAAAGCCUUGUGUAGUCUCUGUUUCACGUGCCAUUAUAACGCAAUUUUUAUUAGUAUACUUAGUACGUCAGUGAAACUGAAUUUUUACCAUAUUGGCUGUAUGUUUUGUACUCGUCAUUUGUAUUAUAGUGCAUUUGUUGUUUUAAAUAAAAUGAGUUGUGUUUACCGAA